Messenger RNA from Nerophis lumbriciformis (worm pipefish), 1629 nucleotides. Lineage: Eukaryota; Metazoa; Chordata; Actinopteri; Syngnathiformes; Syngnathidae. The record is from RefSeq and is a predicted model, not a curated record.
AUGUUCCUGAAGUCGUCGUUCACCACCCUGGUGGUGGGUGUUUUCGUGAUGUACGUGGUGCACACCUGCUGGGUGAUGUACGGCAUUGUGUAUACCACACCAUGCGAGCCGCCUGAAGGCACCAGCUGCAUUACCCCCUUCUUAUCGACCGACCCCAAACUCCAGAUGAGUAUCUACACAGCCCUCCAACCCAGCGCAGAAAAGGGACACACUCUCAUCCACAAAGAGGAAAAUUUUAACAUCAACGAAAAGUUCGAGAGAGCCAUCAACAUCUCCAUACCAAAGAAAACACGCAACAACGGUACUCUGUACGCACUGGUGUUUGUCCACCAAGCUGGCGUCCACGCGUGGGACGACCCGCGACAGGUGCACGCGGCGGCUCAGCUCACUACUUACAUGGUGCCCAAACCGCCUGAAAUAUCGCUUAUAUCCGGAGAGGACCAAACACAGGGGAAAGAAGCCCGCCAGACCCAACAACGCAAAGAGGAAGGAGGAAUUUCAGACCAGCCCGUGUCGCACUGGCGCUCCCGCCUGACGCUGAACAUCGUUGGUGACCAUUUCGUUUUUGACAGGGAACACCUCCCAAGUGAAGUGCACCACUACCUCCGAGUGUUUAAAAAUGGAAAGCAGAUGGUGUACCUACCUCUGCUUUUUGUUGAUGAACUCAGCAACCGUGUCAAGGAUCUCAUGGAAAUAAACAGCACUACCCUGGAGCUCCCUCUUACCAUCUCCUAUGACGCCAUUUCCCUGGGAAGACUGAGGUUCUGGAUCCACAUGCAGGAGGCCGUCUACCAUCUGCAACAGUUUGGCUUCACGGAAAAAGACUCGGAUGAGAUUAAAGGGAUCUUCACCGAUACGAACCUGUACUUUCUGGCUUUGACGUUCUUUGUCGCCGCGUUUCACUUGCUUUUUGACUUCUUGGCCUUCAAGAACGAUAUCAGCUUCUGGAAAGAGAAGAAAAGCAUGGUUGGGAUGUCGAGCAAAGCGGUGCUCUGGCGAUGUUUCAGCACCAUCAUCAUUUUCCUUUACCUGUUUGACGAGCAAACCAGUCUUUUAGUUCUCAUCCCAGCUGGUAUCGGCGCCGUCAUUGAGGUGUGGAAAGUGAAGAAGGCCUUGAAGAUUCAGGUGUUCUGGAAGGGAGUAAAACCGACUUUCCGGUUUGGCAAGUUGGACGAGUCUGAAAGAAGAACAGGAGAAUACGACACUCAGGCCAUGAAGUACCUCUCGUACCUUCUCUACCCACUGUGCUUGGGAGGAGCUUUGUAUGCGCUAAUUUUCCUGCGAUACAAAAGUUGGUACUCGUGGCUCAUCAACAGUAUGGUGAACGGUGUUUAUGCAUUCGGAUUCCUAUUCAUGCUUCCUCAACUGUUUGUCAACUACAAGUUAAAGUCGGUGGCUCACCUGCCGUGGAAGGCUUUUAUGUACAAGGCAUUCAACACCUUUAUCGACGAUGUUUUCGCCUUCAUCAUCACCAUGCCGACGUCCCACCGACUGGCCUGUUUCCGAGACGAUGUGGUCUUUCUCGUGUACCUCUACCAGCGAUGGCUUUACCCAGUGGACAAGACAAGAGUCAAUGAAUAUGGAAUUUCAUAUGACGACAAACCCAAAAGGAAAGCUCACAAGGACUGA